AUGGGUGGUUGUUGUUGCAAUUCUUCAAGAGGAAUUGAAUCAGUCCGACCACCAGAUUACUACUAUUGUCCUCGAGACUUGGAAGAGCAUGAACCACUGUCAUCUACCAACCAUGAGACGUUGCCUGCAAUCUCUUCAGGAUUACUUGUCGACACUAAUCUGGAUACAUCAACACCUGACACGUACCAAGCACCUCCUGCACCUUUGCCCUAUAAUGUGAGUUUGGAGAGCCAAUCAACAUUGCCUGGAGAUGUUGAGAUUUGUGGCAACAAAACUGAUCAAACACCUGUAGUAAAUUCCCAGACAACAGGACAGAAUGAUGAUUAUUUUGAAACAUCAGACUGCAAGAAGAAAACUGACAGUGACCAAAAUUCUCCUAAAAAUAAGAUCGGUAAUCCCACCACAAUACCAGACGAGGAGGAUGUUUGCCCUAUUUGUCUUGAAGAUUAUGACGUAGAGAAUCCUCGUAUAAUGACAAAAUGUGAACACCAUUUCCAUAUGUCUUGCAUUCUGGAAUGGAUGGAGAGAAGUGAUACAUGCGCCCUCUGUGAUCAGAUAAUGAUGAUUGACAUGUACAAUAUGGUGGCUUCUGAUGAGACUGCAUUUGCAGAGGAUGAAUGGAGCCGUGCGAGCUCCGGCCGAAUGAGAACAGAGAUCACCGGGAAAUGCCCGUGCCAUCUUUCUCUACCCACGAGCUCUGCUGCAAGAUCCUCUGCAGUGCCAAGUGGAGCUGCGAAUCCGUGGACGAAUCCAUGGAGAACGACCUCCUCAUGGGUUGCACGCAUACCCUUUCAUCCUUUUCCCCCACAUCGGCACACAUGGUUUGCCGGAAUGGACGUGGAACGGCCGGAACGGCUAUUCCGGCACGGGAACGCCCCAUGGCGUUCCAAAGUUCCGACCUAUAACAUAGGUUGCUUUGGGUCACUGUUCUUCGGCGUUAUAAUGGCCAGGAUGGCUGGAACGAUUUCUUCUAUCAUUUCCAUCAUAUUCAUAGACAAGCUUUUGGCUCACGAUCACCAGUUCCUUUGCUUGAUUAAUUGA
This is a messenger RNA of Zingiber officinale, 1041 nucleotides long. Its product is annotated as probable E3 ubiquitin-protein ligase RHB1A. The transcript is spliced from 7 exons. Bases 1 to 1041 code for a protein of 346 amino acids. NCBI's taxonomy places the organism in Eukaryota, Viridiplantae, Streptophyta, Magnoliopsida, Zingiberales, Zingiberaceae. Gene Ontology annotation, molecular function: ubiquitin-protein transferase activity. The record is from RefSeq and is a predicted model, not a curated record.